UUGUACGUAAUUGUUUAACGAAAGCGGAAGUCUUUGCUUUUGUAGGGUAUGGGACAAUGAGUCCUGCAGGCUGCUGUCUUUCUUUCCCGAGUAGGUUUAUAGAGUACUUCUGAGAACACAGAAUCACGGAGAAGGAGAAACAUGGAGGUUCCCUGUUAUCUGCCCAAAUUGCUGUUUGAGCUCAAUGAGCAGCGAAAGCGAGACUUCUUCUGCGACUGCAGUAUCCUGGUGGAGGGGCGUGUAUUCAAAGCCCACCGUAACGUGCUGUUUGCUGGAAGCGGCUAUUUCCGGGCUCUUUUGGUUCACUACCUGCAGGACAGCGGACAGCGCUACAGCACAGCGUCGCUGGACAUCGUGACAGCCGACGCCUUCUCUGUCAUCCUCGACUUCCUCUAUUCUGGCCGCUUGGCUCUUAACAGCAACAACGUGAUUGAGGUGAUGUCAGCGGCUAGCUAUCUGCAGAUGACAGAGCUCGUGAACUUCUGUAAAGAGUACAUCCACUCAUCUUUGGAGAUUUGCAACAAGGAUAAGGAGAGGACCACGAAGAAAGAGAACCAGAAGGACAAUGAAGCAACUGGUCCCGCGGACAGCGGAACUCCUUCUGCAUCCGUCGCUGGGGGCACAGGUGUUACAGGGACAAGUCCAGAGGCUGCAGAAGUAGAUGGGGGGUCGGGUUUAGGUCCUGAGGAAGGGACUUCAACAAGUACCCCCUUGUCUACCGCAGUUGCCACCCCAGGAGGCUCAAGUAGAAACAUUGACAGCGCUUACUCCUCUAGGGAGGGGUUUCCAUCUGGGAGGGAAGACCAAAAGGGUCACAUGGAUCAGACUAAUCUCUCAUCCUCCUCAUCUUCUGCUUUGACCCCAGAGUUGGUGAACCCUAAAAUAGAGUAUGACCCUGAUGAGGAACUCAUAGAGUCCCCCGACACCAAAGACCUUGCGCCAUAUCCUGGGUCCUCUCUGCAUGGCACACACCAUAGCAGGUUACUUCAAAGUCCCUCAGCCUCCAAUGAGAGGUCCCCUUUAGGAUACAGCCCUUCAUUUAACACCCGACAGCUGAUGGAGAUUCUGUCCAGAGGUGAAGGCCCCCGAGGCCCCAGUCCUGUGGGGGACCGAGCAGGUCAGCGCUUCAACCAAGGACUUGGCAGCAGCACAGGAAGUAGCAGAAUGGAUGAAAGUUUGGGCUUUGUUGGGUCAUCUAUAAUGGAGAUCCAGUCUGAUUGGCUCGGAGAGGACACAGGCGAUGGCUUGGUCGUGCCAGUAAAACUCCACAAGUGCCCUUUCUGUCCAUACACUGCCAAGCAGAAAGGAAUCAUGAAGAGACACAUCCGCUGCCACACCGGAGAGAGGCCCUUCCCCUGUCCCAUGUGUGGCAAGAGGUUCACACGACAGGAGCAUCUCCGGACCCACGCCCUUAGUGUUCACAGGCACUACUGGCCAGUAUCAUGCAAGAGCUGCAGGCGAACGUUCACAGGGUCAAACGUCUCCCCGGGAUUGAGGCGUUUCGGUAUUUGCGACAGCUGCAACUGCGUGACCACCACUCAUGAAGAUUCUGCGCCCGCUGACCCGUCCAGCCAGCCAGAGCCCAUGGUGCGUGCGGAUGGGACCACAGACUGGUCAAGCUUUAUGGACGAUGUGGACGAGGUGGAGGUCGGCAGAGUGGAGGACUUGGUGGAGAAACAGAUGCUGGAAAGACAGCUUGCUGAAUGCUCUGAUGUCAGUCAUACACUGUGAAUUUUACCAUCAACGAGUAAUAAAACAUGGCCUCGUUGCACUUAUUAUUAUUGCAAAAUUAUUUAUUUAUUCACUCACUCACUCAUUUGUGUCCUGAAUUUCCGGUCCAAAGCUGCCUGUCAACGUGUGUCAGUGAUUAGCUAGUCGCAGGAAACCUGUCCGAAAUCAUGUGUAGCUGUAACUUUAAAUUUCAAAUGUGUACAGUGCCAACAAAGUAUUCACGGCUGUUUGCUUUUUCAGAACCUUCUGGAACUUGAAUAAUUAAACACGAUUUAAAAUGGAGUUGGAGCGUGCGCCUGUGUCUGCCUUGUCAUUAUGGAGAUUUGUUUGGCGCUUGAUAGAAAAGGAUCAUUUCACAAAUCUUGUUUAAAAUUCAGCACAUGGAUGCUUUUUUUUGCAUUGUACUUGGAUGUUAAGAAAUUUACAUUUCUCUCUGAGUUGCUGUACAGAGAAAUGGAAGAUUUUGUUCUUGUCCAGUAGGAUCGGGGUUGAGACGUCAAUCAUGAAUUCAAAUAAAUAAAUGUCUCUGAACA
This is a messenger RNA of Poeciliopsis prolifica (blackstripe livebearer), 2264 nucleotides long. RefSeq names its product zinc finger and BTB domain containing 8B (gene zbtb8b). Gene Ontology annotation, biological process: regulation of transcription by RNA polymerase II. The record is from RefSeq and is a predicted model, not a curated record. Gene Ontology annotation, molecular function: DNA-binding transcription factor activity, RNA polymerase II-specific; RNA polymerase II cis-regulatory region sequence-specific DNA binding; protein binding. Bases 142 to 1731 code for a protein of 529 amino acids. The transcript is spliced from 5 exons. NCBI's taxonomy places the organism in Eukaryota, Metazoa, Chordata, Actinopteri, Cyprinodontiformes, Poeciliidae.